Rotaria socialis is the source of this 1152-nucleotide messenger RNA. The record is from the annotation of a GenBank genome assembly. Lineage: Eukaryota; Metazoa; Rotifera; Eurotatoria; Philodinida; Philodinidae.
AUGCCAAGAGGCGAAUCGACAUCAGUUGGUAAAAAUAAAUUACGUCUCACUUUACCACAGGUACCAAAAGAGUUCGUGGAACACAGUGAUAAUGAAAAUGGUAUCCUAGAUGUAUGUAUCGAAUCUUUAGAAAAAGACUUGGAACAACUUGAUUGUACCGAUAAACAGAAAGAUCGGAUGGAAGAAUUUUUCAAUUCAAAACGUGCUAUGGGAGAAUUAAAACAUGAUGAUCUUGUCAAUAUAUGUGAAUUAGGCCAAGGAAAUGGAGGUAUUGUUUGGAAAGGAAUCUACUUAGAAGUUAAGCCAGCAGUGAAAAAUCAAAUCGUUCGAGAACUCAAAGUACUUGAUCGAUGUAAUUCGCCGUAUAUUGUUGGAUUUUAUGGAACGUUUGCAGCUGAAGGUCAAAUUAAUAUUUGUAUGGAAUAUAUGGACGGUGGCUCAUUAGAUUUAAUUUUGAAGAAAGUCAUGCGAAUUCCAGAACAUAUUCUUGGUAAAAUUACUGUUGCUGUUCUUCGUGGUUUAAGUUAUUUGCGAGAACAUCAUCGAAUUAUGCAUCGAGAUAUCAAACCAUCAAAUAUUCUUGUUAAUCAUCAAGGAGAAAUAAAAUUAUGUGAUUUUGGUGUUAGCGCACAAUUAAUUAAUUCGACAUUACAAACAUUUAUUGGUACUCGUUCGUAUAUGUCUCCUGAAAGACUUGAAGGUGCUCAUUAUGGAAUAAUGAGUGAUAUAUGGUCAUUAGGUCUUUCACUUGUUGAAAUGGCUCUUGGUCGAUAUCCGAUUCCACCACCAUCAAUAGAAGAUAUUGAUAGAUUAUUUGACGUAGAUCCCUACGGAAAUCAAUCAAGACUAGAAGGAUAUGGCUGUUAUAAAGUUUUAGCAAUAUUUGAAUUGAUGGAAUGGAUUGUUAAUGAAGCACCACCAUCAUUACCACAAAAACAUUUUUCUCCUGAAUUUUGUGAUCUUAUUGAUCGUUGUUUAAAAAAAAGCACAACAGAACGAGCUGAUUUAAAUACACUUUUGCAUCAUCCAUUUUAUAAACGAUAUGCAACAGAGAGUGAUAAUCAAGAUGUUUCUCUGUGGAUAGAGCAAGUAUAUCAAAAAGAUCAAAGCCUAACAAAUGACAAUAAUAAUAACCAAUAUGGUAGAAGUUAA